UCAUGUAACGCAGGACCGCUGCGUAGCUUUGGAGACCGGUUAUCGCCGACGUUAAAAGCUGAUCGAGUUGCCGAUAGUAGCAUUGAUGACUGUCGGUCAACAACAAAUGUCGGGAGGCAUGCGACAGAUCGCUCGAUAUCUAUAUCACAUGCGCGAGGCUACAUGACGUCUUGUUCGAGUAGCAGUGUGAACGUGGCUCUGGCCAUCACUGCUCCGGCCAUCAUCCCGUUCAUGCUGUUCGGCGGCUUCUUCCUCAAUAGCGGGUCCGUACCCGUCUGGCUGGAGUGGCUCCAGUACCUGUCCUGGUUCAACUACGCCAAUGAGGCGCUGUGCAUCAACCAGUGGCAAAACAUCGAUCACAUCGACUGUGGGGGCUCUCCGGCGUGCCCCAGCAACGGCACUGUCGUACUGGAGACUCUCAGCUACAGCGUGGAUAACUUCAAUGUGGACAUCGGCGCCCUGGCCGCACUUCUAGUCGGCUACCGGCUGCUCGCCUACCUGAUCCUGCUCUUCAAGUCCUAUAGACACGAGUAGCGCUAGCUGCCACAGUGCCGCGCUUUAGCUUCUUCACAGCGCGUAGCUGUCAGUGUCAUUGUCACGUGCCAUUGCCAAGAGCCAUCGCCGUGUGAUGUCUGGUGGUAUGACAUCCUCACGUCAGUGGCAAGUCACCGAAUAAUGUCGAGAGGCAACAGUCAAAUGUGAGGCCUUGUUUGAACUGUAUUGUGCAGGAUGGCAGCAUCUGGGCUAUUCGUCGUCACCUAGUGUGCGGGGCCGGGGUACGACGUUCCUGGUGCUAGAAUGUGGCAUUGAAGCUCGGUAAUGUGUUGAGAUUAGCUAUAUAGGUACCGGAGGGGUGCGACAGGCUCGGCAGCGUGUGUUCCUGGGUAUCGGUGGCACUGUUAAAUCUUAAUUCUCAAGCGCAUUUCAGGCAUCUCAAUCAAUCUGGUGCUGAGAAACACAUGAUGCUUUUUUCACAAAUUUCAAAUUAUUUCCUGUUGGUGUGCUGAAAUACCCGAAAUGACUGCAUAGUCCCUGUGCAAGCUGUGACGAUCGUGCCUCAGACUUUUGUAGCUAGGGUAAAUAUAAUCUAUUGGGAAAUGAUAAUCGUAUAUGUACAUAUGUCUUUUGCGUUUUCCAUCACUACAGAUGAAUAUGAACUUGUGGUUCAGAGCUGAGCCGAGGCAAGCCAAUAUUGGUUUUGCUCGCCCAGGAAUGUGUUCUUUCCAAUAGCAUAUGCCAAAAUGUCCUCGUCAUUUUAAGCGGCAGAGUGCUUAUCAGUUAUAAUGUGAAUAAAUACGUACAAUGCA
Amphibalanus amphitrite is the source of this 1307-nucleotide messenger RNA. RefSeq names its product protein white-like. Gene Ontology annotation, cellular component: membrane. The record is from RefSeq and is a predicted model, not a curated record. The transcript is spliced from 4 exons. Gene Ontology annotation, molecular function: ABC-type transporter activity. Bases 163 to 534 code for a protein of 123 amino acids. NCBI's taxonomy places the organism in Eukaryota, Metazoa, Arthropoda, Thecostraca, Balanomorpha, Balanidae.